This is a messenger RNA of Carcharodon carcharias (great white shark), 3716 nucleotides long. RefSeq names its product TNF superfamily member 13b (gene tnfsf13b). Lineage: Eukaryota; Metazoa; Chordata; Chondrichthyes; Lamniformes; Lamnidae. The transcript is spliced from 7 exons. Bases 181 to 1038 code for a protein of 285 amino acids. Gene Ontology annotation, molecular function: receptor ligand activity; tumor necrosis factor receptor binding. The record is from RefSeq and is a predicted model, not a curated record. Gene Ontology annotation, cellular component: membrane. Gene Ontology annotation, biological process: immune response.
GCAAGCACAAUGUUUAGUUUUAGUUUCAGAGCAUGAUGUGUUAUAUAUCCUAGCAUAAUGCUAUAGUUUGGGGAAAAAAUCACAAAGUACAGCUCAUGCUAACAGGAAAUAAGAUGCACAAUUAACAAUCUUGUUCUGGAUGGAUUAUUGUACUAGUGUAUCUGAAAAGUGUACUUUGGGAUGAAAAUGAGAAUGUUACAACAAAGAGAAGGUUUCAAUGCACAACUUAGAUGUUUGAUUUACUCAGCCUUCAUCCUCACUUUAGCAGCUGUUCUGUCAGCUUAUGUUGCUGUACAUCACGUUCUUGUAAUGAAAGCAGAAAUCUCAUCCAUGAGACAGGAAUUGGAGACAUACAAGUUUCAACGAGACCACAUGGAAGCAUUGACAAAGGACCUGUCAACCAACUGGAGCAGUUCAGUAAAUCAGGUUAGUGAAUUCCUUGGGAAAGGACAGCACCGUAUGGAAAAGUCGAGAGAUGAAAGAGCAAAAUUCAGAGGAAAAAGGUCGCUUCUUGAACAAGUGCAGCAGUCCUUUGUGCAAUUGAUUGCCACACAUGACCAAAGACCACCUGUAAAAGUGAAUAGUUGUUCGAAGUAUAUGCCUGGAAGGCCACAACCAACCUGUCGAGUUGAACGAAGAUCUGUUUCAAGUCAAAACAGUAAACAGGAGACAAUUGUCCCAUGGAUUCUAAGUUUAAAAAAAGGAAAUGCACUUGAUAAAAAGGAUAACAAGAUCUUGGUUAAAGAAGCUGGCUACUUUCUGGUGUACAGUCAGGUGUGGUAUAAGGACAGUACUUUUACGAUGGGACAUUUUAUCCAGAGAAGAAAGGCCAGCAGUGUUGGCAGCGAGCCACGUACCAUAAUCCUAUUUCGGUGCAUCCAAAACAUGUCCGCCUGUUGCCCAAAUGAUUCUUGCUUCACUGCUGGCAUUGCAAAACUUGAAGUGGGCGAUGAGCUUGAACUUGUAAUACCACGAAUACAAGCACAAAUUGCAUUAAAUGGUGAUGGUACUUUUUUGGGGGCAAUAAAACUGCUUUAACUGUUGGCUAAGGCAGUAGUGGAAAAGUGGUUUCUUCCAUUUAAAGAAAAAGAGAGAGAACUAAGCAUAGUGUCCUGUCAAUAUCAACUUCCUUCUUGGCUUGUAGUGAUUGACAUGUGGAUGUAACACAUUUCUGAAAAUCAAAUUGGGUUUCUUUAUCUCUGUGCAAAAAAGUAAUUGAAAGGAGCAAUUGCAAAUAGAAUCUGUAAAAUUGUUUACAUAAUUUCUUUUGUCAUGUUUGAUGCCUUAUGAUUUUAACUGUGUGAACCCUCCUUUAUUGCUUCACAUCUAAGAUGGUUUCAUACAAACAAAACAAAUGACAAGAACUGAGGAAAGAUAAAUGGCUUGCCAGUACAGUAUUGCUUUUAAUUAUGGUGAACAUCAUUGCUUUGUGCUCAAUGGGAUUGAGUUUCUUGAACUUCAGGUUGUCCCAACCUGAGAUUUUUCAGUUCCUCUGUUAAUAACACCUGAAGAAACAGUGUUCCCAUAAAGUAACAAAUAUAUAAGAAAAUAGGGAAGUAUGUGUGACAUAAAACUUAGUUCAGGGGAUGACUACUAAUCAACACGGCUCAGUGGUUGAACACUCUCCUCUGAUACAGGAAGUUGUGGGUUUAAACCCUAUUCCUGAAUCUAAGCUUCCACAUCAGUGCAAUAAUAAGAAAAUGCUGCAUUGUUAGAAGUGCUAUCAAUCAUUAAACUAAUGUACUGUUUGCCUAUUCAGUUUAUUAUUAUGGUAAUGCCAGGGUGUUAUUCAAAGUAGAAGCAGCAAAUUUGCCUCGUGUACUGGCCAAUAUUUUCCUUCAAGCAAACCAUUCCCAAAGAACAAAUUAACUGCUCACUUUUUUCACUAACUGCUUAUGGGACCUUAUUAUGCACAAAGCAACUGCCAACCAUACAAAGAUAGUGACUAUUCUUCAAUAAGUAAUCAAUGUCUGUCUAUCAUUUUGGGACAUCUUAAUGUUACAGAUAGGAGAGAGACAGAGACAGGCAAAACUGUAUUUCUUUCCUCUCACCAACUGUUCAAGUUAGCAAAAUUGCCCUCAAGAUGUGGGCAACACUGAAGAGAUCCCAUUUAUUGCUAAUCUCUAGUUACCUUAAGAAGAUGGUGGUUAAUCAUCUUGAAUUGCUGUAGUCUUUAUGUUGAUUGUGCUGUCAUGAAACCAUUAUGUAAGGAUAUCCCCACAGAACCCACUACAGAUGUAGCCUGUAGUUGUUGCUUUCUUUGUAAAACCAACACGUCAUCACCAUCUCCCACACGUAAAGAAAGCAGAAAAAAAAGAGCAGAAAUGAAGAAUUUGGACUUUCAAAAUGAAUUCUUAAUACCAGUUUUAAGGAAACAAAAGGUUGGGCUAGAAAUCCUGGAUUACUUGCUCAGAGAGCAGAGUUUGGUUAAAAUGAUUAAGAACAAAAGAUUGAGGACAGAAUCGUUAAGCUUGACUGUUCAAGGAGGUAGAUUGGAAAGUUUUGAAAAGUAAUAUGUUGCUCCAGAUUACUGAAGCAUGAAUUACUUUUGUGGAAAUAAAGAAGAGGUUAACUAUAAAACAGCUGGGUAAGCUUGAAAGACAGUCCUACAAAUGUGCAAGUUGCUUUUGCAACAGAGAGAAUGGAGAACUAUCAGCACCUUGUUUUGCCAGUAAGAGCAAUAUAAAACCAGCCAUUUUAAUAAUUUUGUGGAGACAGUUCAGGAGAAGAAGAGACGGUCAAUGAGACAGACCAGAAGAGAACUGAGGAAGUCAUCAAUGAGGAAUGAAUUCUUCAAUCUUCUGAAGCAGAAGAAUUCUGAGUUUUGAAAAGCAAUUUUUCUUUCAAAAAGAUUUCAUAAAUAGAGACAUUGAGAACAAAAGCAGCAAAGCUAUGCUGAACCCUAACAAAGCUCUGUUUAGGCUUAUUUUUCAAAAGCAACAUGAAGAAAAACUUUUUCAUGCAACAAGUGGUUAAUGUCUGGAGUGCAUUGCCUGAGAGUGGGUUGGAGGCAGGUUCGUUUGAAGCAUUCAAGGCGGAAACAGACUGUUAUCUGAAAAAGAAGAAUGCACAGAGUUAUGGAGAGAAGGUGGGGGAAUGGCACUGGGUGAGUUGCUCAUUUGGAGAGCUGGCACAUACACGACGGGCCGAAUUGCCACCCCUUGUGCUGUAACAAUUCUGUGAUUCUGUGAGCUGCAAUGCUGACUAAAAUUGUAAGCAACUUCAUUGGUAAAAGUUGUGUUUUAAGGUUAAUAAAACCAGUUGUUAGAAAUGUUUAAGGGCUCGGUUGAACUUACCUAGGAUUAUCCUAGAGAGUAAAGAGAAAUGAGGAACCAUGCGGAAGAACAAAGAUAGAAAUAAAAAUAUGCUAAGAGGAGAUAAACAAAAUAGUAUAAAAAAUGAAUCAAUACCAGAAUGAAAUCGGACUACUAAGCAAAUUACCACAUUCUCUAACUUAACUUGUGCAAGACGACAGGAAAAUUCUUGAAUUAAGAAUCUUGAACAUGCUUGUACUUCCUGUCAUAUUUGAUACAAUGCUCUCAGUAUUAAACUUCCAUAUUAUCAUGCGAACAUUAAAGUUUCCUAUGUACAUAUUUAUGAUUCAAUUUACCUAUGUAAACAGUUGCUGUAAUUCUUUGCUGAUUAAUCAAUCAAAUACUUUUUUCCAGUUGAUUUUCAUUCCCCAUUUUCUUCAAACUUACAAUACCCAAAAUAAG